Prosopis cineraria is the source of this 2622-nucleotide messenger RNA. RefSeq names its product protein LIKE EARLY STARVATION, chloroplastic. The transcript has 5 exons. Gene Ontology annotation, cellular component: starch grain; chloroplast stroma. The record is from RefSeq and is a predicted model, not a curated record. Gene Ontology annotation, molecular function: starch binding. Bases 571 to 2313 code for a protein of 580 amino acids. Gene Ontology annotation, biological process: starch metabolic process; regulation of starch metabolic process. NCBI's taxonomy places the organism in Eukaryota, Viridiplantae, Streptophyta, Magnoliopsida, Fabales, Fabaceae.
UCAUACUACUAACUGCCAUGGAAUCAAAGUUUUUCUGACACUUAUACCCAUGAUAAUUUAGUUGUUGACAACUUUAUCCUCAUUUUAUACCCACACCUCACUUAUCUGCCGUGACCCACCCUCUUCUUCUCCCGCCGAUCAAUUUCUCCGCCGUGACUCGCCGUUGCUACUGCCGACUCUACCGACUUCGAAUUUGUCCCCUCUCGACUCCUCAGUCAUCUGUCUCACUGUCUCCCUCUCGUCAGACCUCCGACGGCGAUCACCCUCACGGAGAACUCGAUUCCUCAGCGUCCAUCUCCGUCGUCAUCUCACGGUGUUCUUGCUUCUCGGUUGCGUCAGAAUGGCUUAGGAAGAUGAAGCUUUAAUUUGUCAUUGGUUCAGAGGCAAGUGGCCGUGACGAGACCAGAAGGUCCAACUCCGACGAUCACAGGACCAUCGGUGACCCACAAGCAUCGGCGAUACUAAUCCCUCUCCAUCUGCCCCUUCAGAGUUCUUCGCCGAUCUUCCCUCUCGACGCCUCCUCUCAUCGCCUGCCACUUCUUCAAAUCCAAGCUCUGGAAUCAUUCAUGCAUGAUGAUAGGGACCUAUCUCGGAUCCUGUGCAGGUGCACCUUCUCGCUUCCCGAGGCUUCCCGUGCUCGAAUUCAACCACCUGCUUCUUGUUCCCCAGCAACUACAAGUGUCGAUAAUUGGAAGCCAUAAGCCAAGAAACAGGGGAGGAGCCCUGAGAGCGGCGAAUUCCGAUGGCGAAGGUUCGUACCUUGAUAUGUGGAAGAAGGCUGUGGAUAUGGAGAGAAAGAAUAUUGAGUUUGGGAGGAUCGUUGAGACCAGUUCUGGAAGAGAUGAUGAUGAAGGCGGUGAGAAGCCGAGCAUGGAGGAAUUGGAAAGGAAGAGUCGGGAGUUCGAGAAGAUUCUUGGAGUUCCGACAGAAGAGAGGGAUAGGAUUCAGCGAAUGCAGGUGAUUGAUCGGGCGGCUGCGGCCAUCGCGGCUGCCCGAGCAGUUCUUCAGGAGAGUAAUGUGUCGGAUACUGCCGUCGGUGGGGAACUGAAGAGACAAGGCGGUGAAGCAAUAGGGGAAAGUCAACAAGGAAUGUGGAGUGGAAUUACAUAUCUGCCAGAAUCAGAAAGUCAGAGAAAGGGAAUUCCAGGUCCUGAUUUUUGGUCCUGGACGCCGCCUCCAGACAGUAACGAUCCUUCAGAUGAUGUCAGGGGCUUGCAGGCAGCUAAAAAUCCUUCAGUUUUUUCGCCCAAUCCUAUUGCAGAGAAGGAAAGAUCUCUGCAAUUUUUCACAAUUCCAUUUGAAAGUCCACUUUCUCAGAUCAAGCCUAGUCCUAAUCUGCCCCCAUUUCAGUCAUCAGUAGAGGAUGAAAAACGAGAAGCCUCCAGGUCCAAUGUAGAGCUGCCUUCCUUGGAAGAGGAACAGAGAAGAGAUGCACUGUUUGCUGACCAUGCAAUUGAAGCUGCUAAUGCCCUCAAUGAUGUGGAUAAAUCAUCACCUAGUGGCGUGAAUCCAGAUGGGUCAAGAUGGUGGAAGGAGACAGGAAUUGAGCGAAGGCCAGAUGGUGUAAUUUGCAAAUGGACGAUGAACAGAGGUAUUAGUGCUGACAAAGCCACUGAAUGGCAAGAGACGUUCUGGGAAGCUUCUGAUGUGUUUGGCUAUAAGGAACUUGGUUCUGAGAAAUCAGGUCGUGAUGCACAUGGAAAUGUUUGGCGUGAAUUUUGGAGAGAAUCAAUGCGGCAGGAAAAUGGGCUUCUGCAUAUUGAGAAAACAGCAGACAAAUGGGGGAAAAAUGGCAAAGGUGAGGAGUGGCAAGAAAACUGGUGGGAACACCAUGGUGCGGGUGGUCAAACAGAAAAAUGGGCGCACAAGUGGUGUAGUAUUGACCCAAACACACCCCUUGAAGCUGGGCAUGCUCAUGUUUGGCAUGAAAGGUGGGGUGAAACGUAUGAUGGGAAGGGUGGCAGUGUGAAGUACACCGACAAGUGGGCCGAGCGGUCAGUGGAUGGUGGAUGGGAGAAAUGGGGAGACAAAUGGGAUGAAAAUUUUGAUCUAAAUGCCCAUGGCAUCAAGCAAGGAGAGACAUGGUGGGAAGGUAAAGACGGACAGCGAUGGAACCGAACUUGGGGUGAGCAACACAAUGGCUCUGGAUGGAUUCACAAGUAUGGGAGGAGCAGCUGCGGGCAACACUGGGACACGCACGUUCUGGAAGAUACUUGGUACGAGAGAUUCCCUCAUUAUGGUUUUUAUCAUUGCUUUGAGAACUCAGUUCAACUCAGAGAAGUUCCAAAGCCACCUGAUAUACAGGGAGUCUAGCCUUGAGGUCCCUCUCCCUUUUUUUUUUUUUUAUUUACUUGCGAAACAUACACGCUGCAUCCUGAGAGAAUGGCACUAGUCUUUAUAGUAUGAUCAUACCGAUGUUUUUCUGUAAGUGGAAGGCCAGGUUGUGUUACUCAAGCCUUGAUAGAAUUUUGUAAUAUUUUUGCAAAUUUCUCUGAGCUUAUCAUUCAUCGGAGAAGUGUCAGUGACCAUAAUUGCUCUUUGUUGUCCUACACUAUGGUGUAGCCUUUGUAAUCUAUACUUGCAUCACUCAGAAGGAUGUGAUAAUGGAGAAAAUUUCAGGUU